ACUUCCUCUCUCUCUCUCUCCCUCUUAGUCAUGGAAAAUCAACACCGCCGUGAAUUCACAUUCCUACGCUCCCGCGACUUUCUCCGCCACAGCAAUCCCGGUGGCCCCGAUCGCACGAGUGAGAAUUCCAUGGAGCAAAGCCAGCCGUUGAUCAAAGAAAUGGAUUUCUUUUCGGGUACUAGUAGUAGUACCAACAAAACCAAUCACCACCACCCACACGAUGAUGAGCAGCACCAUGACACGAAGAUAAUUAACGGGUCAUCAACUCAUCAAGUAUCCGAUCCGGCUGUCAACACCGGAUUGCAUCUGAGAACAGUAAAUUCUGGGAUGUCAAGAUCAGGAAAUGAAGAAAAACCCUAUACGGAGCUGAUUACACUUCGGGAGGAGUUGGACAGACUACACCAAGAUAAUCGGAAACUAAGAAGCAUGUUGGAUCAGAUCACCAAAAAUUACAGCGAACUGCAAGGUCAACUGGUCAUGGCAAUGCAAAAGCAGGCGCAGCAGAAUCGCCAAGAACAGAAGGUUGAACCAAAUGGAAUGACAAGGCACGUAGCGGUAGCGUCGGCCCAACAGUUUAUAGACCCACGACCAUCAGCUGCAUUAGAUGUCAAUAAUCCAUCCGUUUCUGAUGAAAAGACACAAGAAGUGUCGGUGUCUUUGUCAAAUACUAUGGAGGUGAUGUCCAAGGAACGUAACGGUCGUGAUCAUCCAGCUGGGAAGCAGACUUGUACUCAUGAAGAUGGUGUUGAUGAUCAGUCGUUUCAGAACUUGGGGUCGACUAAAAGUCCCACCAAGCUAGAUGAAAGCAGCAAUGACGAAGAACAGGUUCCUGAGCUGGCACCGUUUAGGAAGGCGAGGGUGUCCGUACGAGCCAGAUCAGAAGCUCCUUUGAUUGGUGAUGGCUGUCAAUGGAGGAAAUAUGGUCAAAAAAUGGCCAAGGGUAACCCUUGUCCACGCGCCUACUAUCGCUGCACUAUGGCUGUCGGAUGCCCAGUUCGUAAACAGGUGCAAAGAUGCGUGGAGGAUAAGAGCAUUCUGACAACAACUUAUGAAGGUAAUCACAAUCACCCUCUCCCUCCAGCGGCGACAGCAAUGGCAAAUACAACAGCAGCAGCAGCAGCCAUGCUCCUGUCAGGUUCAACCACUAGCAAAGAUGCCCUAGCAAAUGCAGGCUUCUUCCCAUCUAUGGUGCCCUAUGCGUCCACCAUGGCAACCCUAUCAGCCUCUGCACCAUUUCCCACCAUCACCCUCGACUUGACACAGACCCCCAAUAUGCCGCCCUUCCACCGUAUCACACCUUCCUCGGCAACAAUAUUCCCUCUCCAGCCUCUGCAUGGUUUUCAACACCUCCUUGGGCAUCCUGUCUACUACCCACCUUCUAAGCCGCCAGCACUUGAUCAACUAGCCCAACACCAGACUUCCAUGGUCCACACACUUACUGCAGCCAUUGCUGCCGACCCAAACUUCACUGCAGCCCUAGCCGCAGCCGUCUCAUCAAUUUUAGGAACACCCGGCCGGAGCAAUGACGCUGCAACUACAAAUAAUCCCGGAUUGCCUGGAUCCCCACAGCUUCCUCAAUCCUGCACCACAUUUUCCACCAACUAAUUAUAAUUAACCAUUCAUGCAUGUUUGUAGGUUAAAUUGAUAUAUGGCAACUAGCUAGCUAGCUAGUUUGAUCUUGCAUGUUGUACAGGAAGAUCAUGAGAUCAUUUCAACGUUAUUAUGAUGAGGUUGCAUGUUGUACAGGAAGAUUAUGAGAUCAUUUCAACGUUA
This is a messenger RNA of Corylus avellana, 1773 nucleotides long. RefSeq names its product WRKY family transcription factor (gene WRKY47). The record is from RefSeq and is a predicted model, not a curated record. NCBI's taxonomy places the organism in Eukaryota, Viridiplantae, Streptophyta, Magnoliopsida, Fagales, Betulaceae. Gene Ontology annotation, biological process: regulation of DNA-templated transcription. Gene Ontology annotation, molecular function: sequence-specific DNA binding; DNA-binding transcription factor activity.